Pantherophis guttatus is the source of this 4539-nucleotide messenger RNA. RefSeq names its product mitogen-activated protein kinase 6 (gene MAPK6). Gene Ontology annotation, biological process: protein phosphorylation. Gene Ontology annotation, molecular function: MAP kinase activity; ATP binding. The record is from RefSeq and is a predicted model, not a curated record. NCBI's taxonomy places the organism in Eukaryota, Metazoa, Chordata, Lepidosauria, Squamata, Colubridae.
GGAGCCGCCGAAGGAGCCGCGCCGCUUCCGCCGAGCAGAGAGACGAUCCUCCUGGCGGGGCCCGGCAGCUGCUGAACCGGUAGCGGCGGCGGCGGUGCCGUGAGCGGCGUGUGGCGCGUCGCCGGUUCGUCCUCUCCUCCUGCUCUUCGUCCUCAUGAGCCUGGGCUGCCCCUUUUUCACAGAAUAAGAUGGAUGGUAGCUUUGAUUGUGAUUGUGGUGAGCUGGAGCCACCUGAUCAUUAACUAACAGCCUCCUUGCUACCCAGAAAGAGCUGCCUCUUCCUCUUAGCGAACUAGAUUGUAAAACACGAGACAAGCAAAACCAUCCACCCUAGAAUGAAGCUGCUCAGGACCAGUCCAACACUGAAUGUAUCUGCACUGUGAGGAGGAUGUUAAGACAAGCCUAUUACAUGCCUAUUUAUUCACAUUUUUGUUAAAACGUCGAUCAGUUUGGCACAGUAGAGUGAAGGGCGCCUAAAAUGCCACUUCAUUCCGUUUGAUUUUACCUGGGGUUUCCAUUCCAUGUCUGCGGAUGUGCUGCACCUUUCGUUGAACUAUGAAUGCUGCGACCUCUUUCUCUCUCUCUCUCCUCGCCGUGAUCUGUAAAGAGUCUUAAGUGCUUAUCCUAAAAAGUGGGGAAACAUCAGGCCCGGCUGGCUUGACCAUGCAAUGAGAGCAUCAAGAAGCUACCCACCAGUCAACCCGGCGUUCGUCUUUUCUACGAGACCAUCGCAACCUACCAGUGGAAGCAUCUCUCUAGAUUCGUAGAAGCGGGAAUAGUUUUUAAGAGGGAGAAAACAGGAUACAGGAAAACAAACAAAAAAAAUUUUUUUUUUUUUUUUUUAAAAAGAAAAAUGGCAGAGAAGUUCGAAAGUCUGAUGAACAUUCAUGGCUUCGAUGUAGGUUCUCGGUACAUGGACUUAAAACCUCUGGGCUCCGGUGGCAACGGCUUGGUUUUUUCCGCUGUCGACAACGAUUGCGACAAGAGAGUGGCGGUCAAGAAGAUCCUCCUUUCCGACCCCCAAAGCGUCAAGCACGCUCUGCGCGAGAUCAAAAUCAUCCGGAGACUCGACCACGAUAACAUUGUCAAAGUUUUUGAGAUCCUCGGCCCCAACGGGAGCCAGCUGACGGAUGACGUCGGCUCUCUGACGGAACUGAACUGUGUUUACAUUGUCCAAGAGUACAUGGAGACCGAUCUGGCGAACCUGGUUGAGCAGGGCCCCUUACUGGAAGAACAUGCCAGACUCUUCAUGUACCAGCUGCUACGCGGGCUCAAAUACAUCCACUCGGCAAACGUCCUGCAUAGAGAUCUCAAACCAGCAAACCUCUUUAUUAAUACUGAAGAUUUGGUGCUGAAAAUCGGGGACUUUGGCCUGGCCCGGAUCAUGGAUCCUCAUUAUUCUCAUAAGGGCCAUCUUUCUGAAGGACUAGUAACUAAAUGGUACAGAUCACCUCGCCUCUUGCUGUCGCCCAACAACUACACGAAAGCCAUUGAUAUGUGGGCUGCAGGUUGCAUCUUUGCUGAAAUGCUGACAGGCAAAACUCUCUUCGCAGGCGCCCAUGAACUUGAACAGAUGCAGCUGAUUUUGGAAUCUAUUCCCGUCGUGCAUGAGGAAGACCGGCAGGAACUUCUUAAUGUAAUCCCAGUUUACAUUAAAAACGACAUGACUGAGCCACACAAACCUUUAACUCAGCUACUCCCAGGCGUCAGCCCUGAAGCUUUAGACUUCCUGGAACAAAUACUGACCUUCAGUCCCAUGGACCGAUUGACAGCGGAAGAAGCUUUGUCUCACCCUUACAUGAGUAUUUAUUCCUUCCCAACUGAUGAGCCCAUUUCAAGUCAUCCUUUCCACAUUGAGGAUGAAGUGGAUGACAUUUUGCUGAUGGAUGAAAGUCACAGCCACAUCUAUAACUGGGAAAGGUAUCACGACAGCCAGUUCUCAGACCACGAAUGGCCCGUUCACAACAACUUCGAAGCCGAUGAAGUUCAGCGAGAUCCAAGGGCUCUUUCGGAUGGGACCGACGAAGAGGAAGUACAAGUGGACCCGCGGAAAUAUUUGGACGGCGACCGCGAAAAGUAUCUCGAAGAUCCGGCUUUCGAUACCCACUUCUCCACCGAGCCUUGUUGGCAGUACCCAGAUCACCAUGAAAACAAGUAUUGCGAUCUGGAAUGUAACCAUACCUGUAAUUACAAAAUGAGGUCCUCCUCCUACCUAGAUAAUUUAGUCUGGAGGGAAAGCGAAGUAAACCAUUACUAUGAGCCCAAGCUGAUCAUAGAUCUUUCUAACUGGAAGGAGCAGAGUAAAGAGAAGUCAGAUAAGAAAGGCAAGUCCAAGUGUGAGAAGAACGGAUGGGUGAAAGCUCAGAUAGCUCUCAAGGAGGCUUCCCAGCAGCUUGCAGAAAAGGAGAAGGGUCAAGCCUUUGACUUCGACUCCUUCAUAGCGGGAACGAUUCAGCUGAGCUUGCAGCACGAGUCGGCCGCGGUCGACAAGCUGAACGACCUCAAUAGCUCCGUCUCCCAACUAGAAUCCAAAGGCAUCUCUAAAUCGGUCAGCAGGGAGAAGCAGCAGAAAGGCAUGGCUAACUUGGCCCAGCUGGAGGCCCUCUACCAAAACUCGUGGGACGGCCAGCUGGUCAGCGGCGGGGAGGAGUGCUUUCUCAUAGACCAGUUUUGUUGCGAGGUCAGGAAGGAUGAGCAGAUGGAGAAGGAGAACCCCCCCUACCCCAGUUAUCUCGACAGGUUCUUUAGCAGGAAGGAAGAGCCCGAGACGCUAGAAGCUGAGCCAGCCGAAGAUGGGAAGCUUGGGGAGAAGGAGAGAGAGGGGAACUUUCUGAGUAAUAGCGGAGAAUUUCUCUUUAACAAGCACCUUGAAGCUAUAGCUAUUCCCCAGUUUUCCACCCCGGUUGGCUCCCCCCCUGAAAUCCUUGCAGGCCACUCUCACUCCUUCUGCUAUGAAGUCAUCUCCUCAGAUUCCCCAUAAGACCUACAGCAGCAUCCUGAAACACCUAAACUAAAAACAGCAGACAUUUUCUUUCUUUUGUUUUGUACUCACGAAAUGUGUUCCUUUUUUUAAUUAUUAUUAUUAUUAUUAUUAUUAUUAUUAGUCUCUUUUUUUUUUUUACUUGAAAUCAAAUGAUGUAACUUUUGCUCUGGAUUUCCUGAUAGUUUUUUCCUGUUUUACCAUUGUUUUUAAACGAUCCGAAAUUUCCUUUUUCUUAAACCAUGACGAUGUUUUGUUUAAAACUGGCAUGUCGUUUGCACACCAAGGGUAUAUUAAAAAGAAAAAGAAAAAAAAAAAAAGAAAGAAAGAGCUUGACAAUGCAAAUUAGAAGAGUAAACGAAAAGAAAUGCACUAAAACCAGUAGAAACAUUCUCCUUUUUGAACAACGCGUCUUUUGCAGAGUUUAAAUAGCAAUCUUGCCUUGGAAAAAACAACAACAAAAAACUACACCGUGAAACAAUUCAUAGUUUGCAUGAGAAAAAUAAUCUAUAUUUUUCCCCCCGUCAAAACGUUUCUUCCCCCCCCCUCCAUUCAUAUGUAUUUUAGAAUUUUUCAUACUGUACACAUUUCUUCAACACAUGAUACCAGCAGUACCUGUAAAUGAAUGCAGAAUUUGGUACCCAUGUGUGUUCUACCUCAAGGUAACGGCAGUAUGUGGCGAGCAUUCAACACCCCUAGUGCUUAUCAUAUUUAGCCAGCAUUAUCGUAGUAGGUGGUAUUACGGAGAAGAAGAAGAAAGAAAGAAAGAAAGAAAACAUUCAAUAUUUAUAAAUAUUCUGGUAUGCAUACUUUAUAGUGGAAAUGUUAAUAUGCAGCGUUUUUAUUUAUUUGAGCAGAUUAUAUUUUCUGUAACGGUAGAAAGUCGAAUUCUUUUGGACUUGCUUUACAGAUGAAGUUCUUAACUAGCACUGUUGGUUUGUUGCCUACAUAGCUGAAAUAGAGAUGAAAUAACAUCCCCUUAUUUUGAGGUGAUCCGUGUGAGUUUUUUUUAAAAAGAGAUUUAAUCCCUUCAAGUAAAACGUGUAUAGGAAUUUGCAAUCUGGAGGUGCUCUGUCUCUCUCUCUCUCUCUCCCUCCCUCUCUCUCUCUCUCUCUCUCUCUCUCUCCCCCCCCCCCCCCAAAGGAAUUAGGAAUUGUUUUUAUCCCAAAAUGCUCCUAGAAGUCUUAAUUGUGUUAUUUUUUUUUUUAAAAAGAAACAAACAAAACAAUUUUUGUAAUGUUAGUUGUGUGCAUGGAAACAAGGUACAUCAUUACUGUAGGUUAAAAGUUCUAUAUGGUCAGGCCUUUUGUUUUUAACUGUAUGUUUUUAUGAAUGACGCUUUUUUUUUUUUGUCUCACCUCCCCAAAUAAGCAUGAGUAAAUUAAUUAGGUUAAAUGUAGCAUGUAGCAUCUCAAUCUUCUGGCAGUUUGUUUUGCCUUCUGGAUUGGGGGUCGGGUGGGAGGGGUUUUUAUUGCUUUCAUAUUUGGGAAACUAUGUACCAUUGGCUCCCCUGUUUCAAAGAAACAAAACGAAUAAAACACGGCCAGCGAAAAAACGAA